GCCUCCCGUGAUCGUCGCUGGCGCCGGGGCUGCCGGGCCCCCAGCUGCUGCUUCGGCCUCCCGCUUCGGCCGGGGGCCGCGGGGAGCAGGAUGACUCCGAGCCAGUGGGACUUGCCGGUGGAGCUAUGCUGCCGGCCUAUGGCCUUCGUCACCCUCACCGGCCUGGACGUGGUGUACAACGCCGUGCACCGGGCCGUGUGGGAUGCCUUCUGCGCCAACCGGAGGGCCGACCGCGUCCCCAUCUCCUUCAAAGUGCUGCCCGGCGACCACGAGUACCCCAAGUGCCGGACGAAGAGGACCUCCUACGAGUGGUAUAUUCCAAAAGGGAUCCUAAAGACGGGUUGGAUGAACAAACACCUGAAUUUAGUUCCUGCACUUGUGGUGGUGUUCUAUGAACUGGACUGGGAUGAGCCACAGUGGAAAGAAAAGCAGUCGGAAUGUGCCACUCGGGUUGAAAUUGUCAGGCAAAGUUUGCAAGGAAGAAAUACAAAAGUUGCCGUGGUCUUAAUUCAGAAGAAAACUCCAUUACCUCCAGGGGAAGAUGUUAUUGCAUCAGAGAGGGCAGCAGCUUUAUGUAAUGCUUGUGACCUUUCUGGAAAAUCCCUCUUUGUGCUUCCACACACUGAUCAUCUCGUUGGCUAUAUUAUAAGGUUGGAAAACGCAUUCUAUGAGCAUGCCCAGACUUACUAUUAUACAGAAAUACGAAGGGUCAAAUCUCAUAAGGAAUUCUUGAACAAAACCACUCACCAGCUUCUGUUUGUUAGACACCAGUUCAAAAUAGCAUUCUUCAGUGAGCUGAAACAGGAUACACAGAAUGCUCUCAAAAAUUACAGGACUGCAUAUAAUCUCGUACAUGAAUUAAGGGCUCAUGAAACAAACAUGCUGGAAAUCAAGACCAUGGCAGGAUUUAUAAACUACAAGAUCUGUCGCCUCUGUUUUCAACACAAUACUCCACUGGAUGCAAUUGCUCAGUUUAGGAAGCACAUAGACUUAUGCAAGAAAAAGAUAGGAAGUGCUGAACUGGCUUUUGAGCAUGCUGCCUGGAUGUCUAAACAGUUUCAGGCUUUUGGUGACUUGUUUGAUGAAGCGAUUAAACUGGGCUUGACAGCAAUUCAAACUCAGAAUCCAGGUUUCUACUACCAGCAAGCUGCCUACUAUGCUCAGGAGCGGAAACAACUAGCAAGUAUGCUUUGUAACCAUGAUUCCUCUGUGGUAUAUCCCAACCCGGAUCCCUUGGAAACACAGACUGGAGUGCUUGACUUCUAUGGGCAGAGACCAUGGCGGCAGGGAACAUUAAGCUUUGAUCUUUCUGAUCCUGAAAAGGAGAAGAUGGGGAUUUUAUCCCUCCAGCUGAAAGAGAGAAAUGUCCUUCACUCAGAGCUAAUAAUUACCCUGUUGAGUAAUGCUGUUGCGCAGUUCAAGAAAUACAAAUGUCCAAGAAUGAAAAGUCAUUUGAUGGUUCAAAUGGGUGAAGAAUAUUACUUUGCUAAAGAUUACGCCAAAGCUUUGAAGCUGUUGGACUACGUUAUGUGUGAAUAUCGCAGUGAAGGAUGGUGGACCCUUCUCACUUCCAUACUGACAACAGCUCUCAAGUGUUCAUAUCUGAUGGCCCAGAUAAAGGAUUAUAUAACGUACUCUUUAGAAUUAUUGGGUAGAGCAUCUACUCUUAAAGAUGAUCAGAAAUCUCGAAUAGAAAAAAAUCUGAUAAAAGUUCUAAUGAAUGAGAGCCCUGAUCCUGAACCUGAUUGUGAUGCUGCUGCAGUGAAAGCAUCACAGAAGUUGUGGUCUGAUCGUGUUUCUUUGGCAGGCAGUAAUGUUUUUACAAUAGAGGUCCAAGAUUUCAUACCAUUUGUGCAAUGCAAAGCAAAAUUCCUUGCUCCAAGUUUUCAUGUUGAUGUCCCUGUGCAGUUUGAUAUUUACUUAAGAGCUGAUUGUCCUCAUCCUAUCAGGUUUUCUAAGCUCUGCAUCAGUUUCAAUAAUCAGGAUUACAACCAAUACUGUGUGGUAGAAGAAGCCUAUCAAAAAAGUGAUAUCCUAGAACAGUCGUCACAAGGAACGAUGUGCUUAGUCCCUGGUAAAACACGGAAGUUCACGUUCAAAUUCGUUGCAAAAACUGAAGAUGUAGGAAAGAAGAUUGAGAUCACCUCUGUGGAUUUGAUCUUGGGUAGCGAAUCUGGCCGAUGUGUGAUUCUGAAUUGGCGUGGAGGAGGUGGAGAUGCUGCUUCGUCUCAAGAAGCACUGCAGGCAGCACGUUCCUUCAGGCGGAGACCCAAGCUUCCGGAUAAUGAAGUUCAUUGGGACAGUUUGGCUAUUCAAGCAAGCACUAUGAUUAUUUCUAGGGUGCCAAACAUUUCUGUUCAGCUUCGUCAUGAACCUCCUGCCCUGACUAAUGAAAUGUACUGUUUGGUUGUGACUAUCGAGUCACAUGAGGAGACAGUGGCCAAAGAUGUUAAGCUUACUGCAGGUUUAAAGCCAGGGCAAGAUGCCAACUUGACUCAGAAAACUCAAGUAACUCUUCGAGGAACAGAUACAUGCGAUGACUCCUUUCCUGCAUUGCUUCCUGAUAUUCCUGUAGGAGAUCUGCAACCAGGGGAAAAGCUGGAAAAACCAAUAUACAUUCGUUGUGGAACAGUUGGUGCAAGGAUGUUUCUUGUCUAUGUCUCUUACUUGAUCAACACGACUGUUGAAGGGAAAGAAAUCCUCUGCAAAUGCCACCGGGAUGAAACUGUAACUAUAGAAACAGUAUUUCCUUUUGAUGUUGCCAUCAAAUUUGUUUCCACAAAGCUGGAGCACUUGGACAGAGUUUUUGCAGAUAUACCAUUUUUACUGAUGACAGACAUCCUGAGUGCUUCUCCUUGGCCCCUCACUAUUGUAACCAGCCAGCUACAGCUGUCAGCUUCCAUGACCUCAGUAGAUCAGCUGGAAUCUUAUGUGGAAAAUGUUGUUUUACAGACAGGUGAGAGUGCCAGUGAGUGCUUUUGCCUGCGAUGUCCUCCAGUUACUAAUAGUGGUGGAGUGGCAACUGGAUGUUAUAUCAUUUCCUGGAAGAGAAGUUCACCUGUGGAAAGUGUACCUGUUGUUAGUACAGUCAUCACUCUGCCACAUGUGAUUGUAGAGAGCAUUCCCCUCCAUGUUAAAGCAGAUCUGCCAUCAUUUGGUCGAGUUCGAGAAUCCCUCCCUGUCAGAUAUCACCUGCAAAAUAAGACCAAUUUAGUCCAGGAUGUAGAGGUGUCAAUGGAACCCAGCGACGCAUUCAUGUUCUCUGGCCUUAAGCAGAUCCGGUUAAGAAUCCUUCCUGGCACGCAGCAGGAAGUAUUAUACAACUUCUAUCCUCUGAUGGCUGGAUAUCAACAGUUACCAUCUCUUCAUAUUAACUUGCUGCGAUUCCCAAACUUCACUAAUCAGCUGCUCAGACGAUUCAUACCUACACACAUCUUUGUGAAGCCUCAGGGUCGUCAAGCAGAUGAAAACUCAAUUGCAGCUGCGUAACUCCAAGACUUGCACCUCUGCACUUAAAGAAGAUGGGAAGUUGCACAGAAUACAUAAUGUUUGCUUUGGAAACAUGGCUUUGAUCAAACCAUAAGAAUUAUUUGUUUUUAAUUACAUCUCUUAACAGAACUAAUGUUUAAAAAAAAAGUCUUUCAUAGACCCUCCUUAAGGAGGAAACAUGGGGAAAAGUUGGUGCUUUAUGUAACAGGAACAUUAUUUUGAAGGUAACGCUGAAUGUCAAACUCUUAAAAGUAUUACUUUAUAGGCAUAUUAAAUGUCUUGAGUGCUUAAGUGAAGAAAUACAAAUAUGUUUUACCAAAACUAAAAGACGUUUUCAUAAUUAACAGUAAGUUGAAGUGCUAGGUUUGCACUUUACAACACUGAAAAUGAUUAUCCUUUACAAAAACGUGUUCUGUGCCACUUGUGUGGAGGGCAAAGCAAGCUGUGUAGUAGCAUAGGAGGCUACAAGUGAUGAACUUGUGCUGUUGGGAUCAAGUGGCUUACUAGUUGUUUAAAAGGGUAAAUCUGAAAGACACUUCUUCUGGGUAAGCCAUACAUCUGGAUUUGAGUUCAGCAUCUGGUCUAAUAAACAGAGAGAUUCAUUCAUAACAGGUGGACUGUCCAACCUCAACUCGAUGUGGUUUUGAAUUACUUUUGCACGCACAGCUUCCCGAUUGAGGAGGUCUUGAUGACAUGCCCCCUGCUGUGUCAGUAAAAAGAAAGACAUCCUACUGUUGUACAGCUACAGAUGAACUGGUGUUUAAAAUACAAUAAAUCCUGUACAUAUUUAAAAAGAACGAACAACAAACAUUGUGAAAACUUCAGUUGUUUAACUUUCUAAAUAAUGACAUUUUGCUUGGAGAAUAUCUUAUUUAUUGUCAAAGUGAAGUUCUAAUAAAUAGCUUGUAACAGUGCUUCUGAAA
Messenger RNA from Gallus gallus (chicken), 4412 nucleotides. RefSeq names its product trafficking protein particle complex 11 (gene TRAPPC11). The record is from RefSeq and is marked provisional. The coding region runs from base 91 to 3489 and encodes 1132 amino acids. The transcript has 29 exons. Lineage: Eukaryota; Metazoa; Chordata; Aves; Galliformes; Phasianidae.